This is a messenger RNA of Micropterus dolomieu (smallmouth bass), 688 nucleotides long. RefSeq names its product sperm acrosome membrane-associated protein 4-like. The coding region runs from base 43 to 438 and encodes 131 amino acids. NCBI's taxonomy places the organism in Eukaryota, Metazoa, Chordata, Actinopteri, Centrarchiformes, Centrarchidae. The transcript has 3 exons. The record is from RefSeq and is a predicted model, not a curated record.
UUGUCUUUGAGCCGACGCCAAGAACCAAACACACACACAAAGAUGGCAAAGAUCCUAUUUGGAGUUAUUGCAGUUGUUGCAUCUUUAAUGCUGGCGGAGUCCCUAACCUGCAACCAAUGCAACUAUGGUCUGUUGGGCUUCUGCUUAAGCACUUCUACAGCGACCUGCAGCAACACCAGCGUCUGCUUUACUGGAAAAGCAACUUUCACAGGAUUGACCUCUGUGGGCUUCAACACCCAGGGCUGCCUUCAAUCCACCAGCUGCAACGUGACCAACAACGGCAGCCUGCUGGGUGUCUCCUACACGACCCAAACCACCUGCUGCUCAACAGACAAGUGCAACCCAGUUACAAUCAGCGGAGCUCCAUCCACCAAGAUGACCCUCACCGCUGCCAUUGGUGUAGCCGUCCUGGCCUCCAUGUGGGGAAGCAUACUGUAACAUGCUAAUGCUAAACUACCAUAAGCAGCUCGCUGCUUCCAGCUGCUCCUGAAACCCAUUCAUAUGAUUCAUUAUACCAAUCAGGGCUUUACAAGACCAAAAGAACCAUCAAAAACAAACAAUUUGACCUUAUGAGUUUAUAAGUAUGACUAUUCAUGCUCACAUUCUGUGAAACUAUUUGUCACACUAGACUAAGGUCAUGUCAGGGUUAAUUUCUAAAAUGGCAAAUUAUAUAAAAGCCAAAACUAAG